Strongylus vulgaris is the source of this 348-nucleotide messenger RNA. NCBI's taxonomy places the organism in Eukaryota, Metazoa, Nematoda, Chromadorea, Rhabditida, Strongylidae. The record is from the annotation of a GenBank genome assembly.
AAAGCUGCAGGGCGCAUCAACUACCACGUAAUCGCCUUGCAGGAAACAAAGCUCAGGAAGACGGACGUGAGGCAGCUGAGUGAUGGCACGCUCAUCAUUCGUGGUGAAAAGGCUCCAUCAUUGAAUGUUGGAGGCGUUGGAUUUGUCGUACACCCAUCUGUUGCCCAUCUUGUCGAUUCGCAUGAGAUCCUCUCACCUCGCCUGGCUAUCCUUCAACUCCGUCCUCUACAUCAGAAAGCCACCAUGAUCAUCAACUGCUAUUCUCCAACAUUAGCAGCUGAUGGUUCGGAACUUGAUGCUUUUUAUGAGAAUUCGGAAGAAGUCACCCGCGAAAAACUCCCAUUAUAA